AAGGCCAGAGAAAAAAAUCGAAAGGGACAGGAUCAGGUGUGGAUAACGUAUACAAUAGUCGAUGGUUCGCUUACGAAGCUUUACGAUUCUUGGAAGACAGAGAUAAGCCAAGAAAAAGUAUGGACACGGAAUCGCAACAAGAAGAACGUGGUAGUGGCAAAGAGGAUGAAUUACAAACCGAAUCGGAGAUCGAAGUCGAAAAAACUCCAACCAGUGCCCCAAAACGGAGAAUAAAAACAUCUCGCGAAGAACAUUCUUCGCUGAUGGUUGAUGCAGUGGCUGUCUUAAAAACUGCAGCUUCUAAGCUAACUUCAUCUUCUCCAGAAAAUGACGAAGUCAAAGCUUUUUUAAGUUUUGUAAUGGCAAAAAUGAAUUCCUAUUCAUUCGAAACGAGGAAAGGAGUUGAACAUUCUAUUCUUGAUACAAUUAUGAAGGCUGAUAGAGGAUUUUACGAAUUUCCUGCGCACAUGAGGCAGUAUGGGCAGCAACAGCAGUCAUAUCAUUCAACUGCAUCGACAAGUGCCAACGAAAGCUUACAGUCGUCUUCUGACUCGCAGUAUCAACCAUCCACCUACACAGAGUUAGUAGUUGUUCCGCCACAAGUAACACCUCAAUUCCCAAACAUAUCUUUAACAGAAAGGCUCGCUUCCCGACAAGCAAUGUCCUCUCCUUCGUCACUCCUCUCCAAUUAUACACCAUCCCCUCAACAUUCAGAUCGCGAUGAUUUUAAUGAUUAUGUUUAAAAGUACGCACGCUAUUUUUGUUUAUACAUUUUUCAGUUGUUCUUUUCAAUAAUAUUACUAAAUAAAGUUUGUUUUUACCUUAAUAUAUUCCUUUAGUUCAUGUACAAGUGCUCUACAUACUUCUGAAACAAUUCGCCCAAUAGAUUGUUUUGAUAUUCUAAAUAGAAAUUGGAGGCUUGUAUACGAAUCUCCGGUCGCUAGGUAUCGUAAAGUUACUGCUAACCUAAAAAUACAAUUUGCUCGAUCACAUCUUCCAAAAUAUGUAUACUAGUACUUAUUAACUUUAUUUAUGUACUUAAAUCGACCACUUACCUAUCUUGAACAGAGAUAGGGCUACGAAAAUGUGUUUCCUGCUUGGCGAUAUUUGGACCUAUUUUUUGUAAAAGGUUUUCAAAAUCACUUGGUGUCAUCCUAGUGAAGUUUUUGUAUUGUCCGCUAAUGUGCUGAAUCUUCAUAUCAAGCAGUAAUUCAGAUCCUGUUCGUUUUUUGAAUAAUUCGGUUUUCCACCAUCGUCUGUCUCGUCUUGUUUUUCUUUUACGCAUCUCUUCCAUAAUAAUAACUAUGGAUCCGCUUGCUAACAACAAUGCUAUCGCUUCUUCAUUGGAGGACAUGGCACAAUAAAUAAACAAUUUCUGCACAACCACUGAAAAACAA
This is a messenger RNA of Photinus pyralis (common eastern firefly), 1397 nucleotides long. RefSeq lists its product as uncharacterized. The coding region runs from base 120 to 743 and encodes 207 amino acids. The transcript is spliced from 3 exons. The record is from RefSeq and is a predicted model, not a curated record. NCBI's taxonomy places the organism in Eukaryota, Metazoa, Arthropoda, Insecta, Coleoptera, Lampyridae.